Messenger RNA from Labeo rohita (rohu), 2081 nucleotides. Its product is annotated as C-type lectin domain family 6 member A-like. NCBI's taxonomy places the organism in Eukaryota, Metazoa, Chordata, Actinopteri, Cypriniformes, Cyprinidae. The record is from RefSeq and is a predicted model, not a curated record. Gene Ontology annotation, biological process: immune response; biological process involved in interspecies interaction between organisms. The transcript is spliced from 7 exons. Bases 794 to 1558 code for a protein of 254 amino acids. Gene Ontology annotation, molecular function: carbohydrate binding. Gene Ontology annotation, cellular component: external side of plasma membrane.
UAGACCUACUUUUUUUUACGGUUGACUUUUUGUUUCACUGUGCACUCAUUUAAAUAUAGCAGUUUGAUGAAUUUGAUAUUCUUUCUUGUUUACCUGUUUUCACAUUUCUAUAUUAUGUCAUGUUUGAUAUGGGAAUCUACUGAAAUAUCAUUUUUUUCUUAGUUUCUCAUUUGUUUUUCAUUUAAUCAUAGUUUAAAAAAAAUGUUAGGAACUUUAAGUUCUAAUGACAUGCAACACACAUACAUACGUAAAUGUAGUGUAAAAAGCCGUCAGCUAUGGCAUCUACAGUAGGCUAAAAUGCAUUUGGACACUUCAACAAAUAUGAAUGUCUUUGCAGCACCAUUUGUAAACAUUAAGGUUCAUUAAACAAUUUAUUAGCACUAGUAAGCCAAGUGAAUAAUUACAGGUUCCCCUUUUUGAAUUUUUAAUUAUAACUAACCACAUUACAGUAAGUUCCUUAAACAGCCUGUUUUGUUUUGUUUUAAAUCAUGCUGUUAUACAUAUUAAUCCUCCUUAUGGUCUAACUUCCAUAGCAAUAAAUGUAUUUCUAAAAUGUUCUUUUCUAGAUGGCAUAUAUUUUUAAUACACCAACAUUUUUGUCUUAUAAUUAAUUAUAAUGUGUAUAUUGCUGUUUAUCUUACUGUAUUGUAUUUUUCAUCUCAAUGGCUUUAUCCUAAGAAAUAAACUUGUACUAUAAAUCAUUGCCCAAGGAUUUUGGAGUCAUUGCAAACUAAUAAAAAGCAACAACUUAGGAAAAUAAUACCAACUUUAAAGGUAUGCUAAGUAUCACGACAUGUUUGAAAACAUAACCAACACCACUAAUAACCAGCUGCCUGGAAAUUUUGCAUGUACCGUUAUUUGGUCGAUGUGGUUAAAUGAAACCCUCAGAAAUGUGUCGUUCUUCAUGAGUAUUUUGUCUCAUGAAACUAGAGUCCCUCAGUUCUCUCUUAUCACUGCUAAAAAACAAUCUCUCUUCAGACAAAAGAUGGCUGAAAAUGUUUAUCUCAGCUAUUUAUCAGAACCCAAACUGACAUCAGCGGAUAAAGAUGAGAGGCACCUUUGUAAACCAAUGCUCAAGAAAUUCUCUGUUCUCCUCUUCAUGUCACUGUUGGCAAAUGGGGUGUUGGCAUACCUGUAUAUCACCAAAAAUGCAAAUCUGUAUUGUGAACCAAUAGGAAACUGCUUAAAUUCAGGAUUACCUUUAGAUGCUCAACCAGUCGUGAAAGUAAACUCCAUGAAAAUUAAAAACCACAGUGUGCCAAACUACUGUUCAGAUUUAAAAGAGAAGUGGAUCAGAGCACAGGGCAGAUUCUAUGUUUUCUCCACUGAUGUCUUGGACUGGAACACCAGCAGACAACGCUGUCAGGAUCUGGGUGGAGACCUGGUCAUUGUCAACAAUACAGACGAACAGGAAUUUCUCUCUAAUAGAGUAAGUGGUAAAAAUGACUAUCACUGGAUUGGCCUGACCGACAGCCAGACGGAGGGUGUGUGGCUUUGGGUGGACAACAGCCUCUUAAACAACAGCCUCAACCUGCAAAUGGGAGUCUACUCCAGAUGACUAUAAGGUUGAAAAUCCUUUGCAUGGUGAAGACUGUGUUAUCUUAAAGGGAGAAAAAUGGGGGACGUCUCUUGCUUGAGGAAAGAGAAGAGGAUCUGUGAGAUUCCAUGCUCUCCACCUCAGUGACACAGACCUAAAAGAAGUAACUAGGUCACUUUUAUUGCUUGUAUUUAGACAGUUAUCUUUACACUUUAAACCUACCAGCGAAUGAGUUGUGAGUUGUAAUAGGCUAUCGAUAGUGAUCAUGUAUUACGCUAUGUAUGUUAUGCUUGUAAAUGAAGCCAUAAAUUUGCACCUUGUGUACUGUAUACAACAAGGCUGUUGCGUCCCAUUCUGUUUGAUGUUCUAUUUUAUUAUAUAUAUAUAUAUAUAUAUAUAUAAUAUUAUAUUAAUUCUAUUCUAAACUUGUUCUCUUAAAAAGCCAAAAUGAUGACAUUUGUUGGCAAAAAAGCCCAAUCAUUUGAAUACAAAUUUCACAACAUUCUCAACAUGCCAAAACUAAAAAUUCAUAAGAUAAGCUUCA